UCCCGCGGUGGGGACCCGGCCGGGUUCAGCUGAUGCCUCACUUCACGUGACGCUGGCUCUGGGCGAACAUGGCGGCGGCCACCGGACCCUCGUUCUGGCUGGGGAAUGAGACCCUGAAGGUGCCCCUGGCGCUCUUCGCCCUGAACAGGCAACGCCUGUGUGAGCGGCUGCGCAAGAACCCGGCUGUGCAGGCCGGCGCCGUUGUGCUGCUGCAGGGCGGGGAGGACGCCCAGCGCUACUGUACUGACACUGGCAUCCUCUUCCGCCAGGAGUCUUUCUUUCACUGGGCAUUCGGUGUCACCGAUCCAGGCUGCUACGGCACGAUCGAUGUUGGCACCGGGAAGUCGACCCUGUUUGUGCCCAGGCUUCCUGCCAGCUAUGCCACCUGGAUGGGAAAGAUCCACUCCAAGGAAUACUUCAAGGAGAAGUAUGCUGUGGACGACGUCCAGUAUACAGAUGAGAUCGCCAGCGUCCUGACGUCACAGAACCCCUCUGUCCUCCUCACUUUGCGUGGCGUCAACACGGACAGUGGCAGUGUGUGCCGGGAGGCCUCCUUCGAGGGCAUCAGCAAGUUUAACGUCAAUAAUACCAUUCUUCAUCCGGAAAUUGUGGAGUGCCGGGUCUUUAAGACGGACAUGGAGCUGGAGGUUUUGCGUUAUACCAAUAAAAUCUCCAGCGAGGCCCACCGGGAGGUAAUGAAGGCCGUAAAAGUGGGAAUGAAGGAAUAUGAGAUGGAGAGCCUCUUCGAGCACUACUGCUACUCCCGGGGUGGCAUGCGCCACAGCUCCUACACCUGCAUCUGCGGCAGUGGUGAGAAUUCGGCAGUGCUGCACUACGGACACGCCGGGGCCCCCAACGACCGGACCAUCCAGGAUGGAGACAUGUGCCUGUUCGACAUGGGUGGAGAGUAUUACUGCUUCUCCUCUGACAUCACGUGCUCCUUCCCGGCCAACGGCAAGUUCACCCCAGACCAGAAGGCCAUCUAUGAGGCGGUGCUGCGGAGCUGCCGAGCCGUCAUGAGCGCCAUGAAGCCAGGGGUCUGGUGGCCUGACAUGCACCGUCUGGCCGACCGCAUCCACCUGGAGGAGCUGGCCCGCAUCGGCCUCCUGAGCGGCAGCAUUGACGCCAUGGUCCAGGCCCACCUGGGAGCCGUGUUCAUGCCUCACGGGCUCGGCCACUUCCUGGGCAUUGAUGUGCACGAUGUGGGAGGCUACCCUGAGGGUGUGGAGCGCAUCGAUGAGCCCGGCCUGCGGAGCCUGCGCACCACACGGCACCUGGAGCCCGGCAUGGUGCUCACCGUGGAGCCGGGCAUUUACUUCAUCGACCACCUCCUGGACGAGGCCCUGGCCGACCCGGCCCGCGCUUGCUUCUUCAACCGCGAGGUCCUGCAGCGCUUCCGGGGAUUCGGCGGGGUCCGGAUCGAGGAGGAUGUCGUGGUGACCGCCAGCGGCAUGGAACUGCUGACCUGUGUACCCCGCACGGUGGAGGAGAUUGAAGCGUGCAUGGCAGGCAGGGACAAGGCCUUCACUCCCUUCUCUGGCCCCAAGUAGAGCCAGCUGGGAGUGCCCACUGGGACCAGGGACCCAGCCUGCCACCUGUCUUCACAACGGGCAGCUUCCUGCCUGGCCCUCGAGCGGCAAGAGAGGGGUGCUCAGAAAUCCCAUGGCUGUGUCCAAGU
Messenger RNA from Lontra canadensis (Northern American river otter), 1678 nucleotides. RefSeq names its product peptidase D (gene PEPD). The transcript is spliced from 15 exons. The coding region runs from base 69 to 1550 and encodes 493 amino acids. Lineage: Eukaryota; Metazoa; Chordata; Mammalia; Carnivora; Mustelidae. Gene Ontology annotation, molecular function: manganese ion binding; metalloaminopeptidase activity. The record is from RefSeq and is a predicted model, not a curated record.